GGCAAACAAACAUUGUAGUGGCAAGCGCAUGGUUCAUUAAGCAGGGCGACUUCCAGAAACGUCGACUCGUGGCCCGUAUUUUACCUCGCGUAAAAGAAUGUGGCGUGAUCCGAACGUAGUGGGGGUCGCCUUCCAGAAAAAACGAAAAAAAUCGAAAGGCGUUCAGAACUUUUCGAGAUGUCGAACCGUCAACACAUGUGGCGCUUGGCCAUGGAUCGCUGCAUUAGGUUUUCGUAAUCCCCGAAACCCAGACAAACCACUAUGGAAGUGCGGAGGUUCCCUGAUAUCGGCUAGGCAUGUUUUGACCGCAGCACAUUGUGCACAUAUGGAUGGAAUAGAAAACAUACACAAUCAUAAUAUUGUCAUUCUUAGAUUGGUGGAGGAGGUGCCAUUUUCGAGGUACGUAUAUCCCAUUUGUACGAAAGAGCCCCUACGAAAGAGCAACUUCGUCGGCUAUAACCCCCUUGUUGCUGGAUCGGGAGCAUUAAGAUAUAGACGACCACGACGUAAUGCAUUAAUGGAAGUACAAAUGCCAGUGAUUAAGAACGCCGAAUGCAAAAUAGCUUAUUCCAAAUUUCCUAAUGCACCUGAUAUCACUGAUGGUAUAAUAUGCGCCGAACAUGCUCAGGGUGGAGAGGAUUCUUGUACGGCUGACCGCGGCGGACCACUGCUGAUACAACAUGAAUUAACCUCGUAUUUAAUAAGUAUUGUGUCUUAUGCUUAUAAGUGCGGCACAGCUGGGUAUCCCAGCGUUUACACUAGGGUCACAUCGUACCUUGACUUCAUUCUCCAAGCGAUGCAAUAAUAUGAUAUUACUGUUCCAUAAAUAUCAUUGUGUAAAAAACGUAAAGUUGGAUUUUCUUAUUGUGGAGAUAAGAAACAGCUCAAAUUUACAUUGUUUUGUACGUUACAAAUUAUAGGCUUAAAAUGUACGAAAUGUAACUUUGAAACGACACUAAUUUUUUACGCACGAUAAACCUCCACGACUUAGAUUAUAGAUUCCUAUACGACUCUCAGUAAAAAUUUAUCCGCACUCCAGAUAGUUAAAACUUCUGUCGACCGUAUUGAUCCAUCUGCACUCUUCGUAUGACGUCAAUAUCUGUUCAGUGCUGCUGCGCAGGUUUCUUUGUGUUACGUCAAUUCGUUUGUGACCGUUGCGCGAGUAAUGGCGCUUUGCAAUGGUGAUUUGCAGGAAAACAGUGCAGGAUGCUGUGAUUCGUUUCUUGUGGUCGGAGGUUAUGUUUGAUGCCUAUAUUUAUCAAAGAUUUAAUGCACAUUAUGGAGAAAGUGUUUUGUCACGAAGUGUGUUUGAAUGGGCACAAAAGUUCAAAGAAGAUCGCACGAGUGUUAUGAAAAAACAGCUGGACGCCCGUCCACAUCCACGAUGACAACAUUGAACGUGCUCAUGAACUUAUGCUCUAUGGAAUAGACGAGUGACACUGGAUAAUGUGGCAAAUCAUUUGCAAAUCAGCCACGGCUCUGCUUAUGCAAUAGUGCAGGACAGAUUUGGAUUUUAAAAAGUUUGUGCGAGAUGGAUGCCGAAAAAGCUGAUGAAAAGGUGAAGACGACGAUGCAUUCGUGGUUCGCAGCUCAGCCCAAAACAUUUUUUAAUGAGAAAAUACAAAGGUCCUUCGGCAAAUGGACAAAGUGUAUACAGAAAUCGAGUGAUUAUGUCAAAAAAUGAUGUAUGUCUUUUUUGACAAUUGCUUAAAAUAAAUUCUACACCGACAGAGCGGGUAACUUUUUACUCACCCUCGUAAGACACUUAAAUUUCCAAUCUAUUAUGAUGAAUAAAAGAGCUUAUACUAUUAAAUCUAAUUGUAUUUUGUUGCAUGAGAGUACACGUGUAUGUGAUGUA
Molecule: messenger RNA, 1858 nt
Organism: Bombus huntii
Lineage: Eukaryota; Metazoa; Arthropoda; Insecta; Hymenoptera; Apidae
Product: venom serine protease Bi-VSP-like
Exons: 6
Coding region: 98-805 (235 amino acids)
Biological process (GO): proteolysis
Molecular function (GO): serine-type endopeptidase activity
Source: RefSeq, a predicted model, not a curated record